Messenger RNA from Peromyscus eremicus (cactus mouse), 2849 nucleotides. Its product is annotated as leukocyte immunoglobulin-like receptor subfamily B member 3. Gene Ontology annotation, molecular function: inhibitory MHC class I receptor activity. The transcript is spliced from 15 exons. Bases 79 to 2601 code for a protein of 840 amino acids. NCBI's taxonomy places the organism in Eukaryota, Metazoa, Chordata, Mammalia, Rodentia, Cricetidae. Gene Ontology annotation, biological process: cytokine-mediated signaling pathway. The record is from RefSeq and is a predicted model, not a curated record.
CCCUGUGUCUCCUGUCUCUCCAGACAGUCUCUGUAGCUCUGCCCAUGAGCACAGUUGCAGCCUCCAGGAGGAGAUGCCAUGACCUUCACCUUCACAGCCCUGCUCCGUCUGGGACUGACUCUGGGCCUGGGGACCCCAGUGCUGGCAGGGGCCCUCCCUAAGCCUAUCCUCAGAGCACAACCAGAUUCUGUAGUCUCUCAGCAGACUACCGUAAUCUUCUUGUGUGAGGGGACCACAGGAGCCAAAGAGUACUGUCUGCAUAAAGACAGACACCGACCUUUAAAGUGCACAGAGAUUCCACAGAGUCCUAAGAACAAGACUGAAUUCUCAAUCUCAAAAAUAGACCAUUACAAUGCAGGGCAAUAUAGCUGUCAAUAUCGGACCGGUGAUGGAUGGUCAAGGGACAGUGACUCCCUGGAGCUGGUGGUGACAGGAUUCUACAGUAAACCCAGCCUGUCAGCCCAGCCCAGCCCUGUGGUGACUGAAGGAGGGACUGUCACUCUCCAGUGUGUCUCAUGGCAGCCAUAUCACUGGUUCAUUCUGACUAAGGAAGGACCACAGAAGCUCUCCUGGAUGCUGGACUCACAGUAUAACCGCCAUACUAGACAGUUCCAGGCCCUGUUCUCUGUGGGCCCUGUGACCUCCAGCCAAAGGUGGACAUUCAGAUGCUACAGCUUUAACAGGGACAGCCCACGGGUGUGGUCAGAACCUAGUGAUCCCCUGGAGCUCCUGUUCUCAGGGACCCUCCACAAACCCACCAUCAAGGCUGAGCCACGCUCUGUGGUCACCUCAGAAAGCCCCAUGACCAUUUGGUGUCAGGGGACCCUGGAUGCAGAAAUAUGUGUUCUGCAUAAACAGGGAAGCCAAAAAACCUGGGGCACACAGACGCCAGAGAAGCCUGAGAACAAGGCCAACUUCUCCAUCCCUUCUGUGACACAGCAACAUGGGGGACAAUAUCGCUGUUACUGUUACAGCUCAGCUGGCUGGUCAGAGCGCAGUGACACCCUGGAACUGGUGGUGACAGGAAUCUACUACAGUAAACUCAGACUGACAGCCCUGCCCAGCCCUGUGGUGACCUCAGGAGGGAAUAUCACUCUCCAGUGUGUCUCACAGGAAGGAUAUGACAAGCUCAUUCUCACCAAGAAUGAUCAAAAGGUUUUUAGGUCUCUGAACUCACAGUUUAUACACAGUAUCAGGCAGUACCAAGCCUUGUUCUCUAUAGAUCAUGUAACACCAGACCACAGAGGGACAUUCAGAUGUUACGGUUACUAUAAGGAUACCCCACAGUUGUGGUCAGUACCCAGUGAGCCCCUGGAAGUACACAUCUCAGGCCUCUCCAAGAAGCCCUCCUUGCUGACUCACCAAGGCCAUAUCCUGGACCCUGGGAAGACCCUCACCCUGCAGUGUUGUUCUGACUUCAACUAUGACAGAUUUGCUCUGUACAAAUUGGGGGGAGAUGACCUCACCCAGCAUGAUGGCCAGUGGACCGAGGCUGGCCUCUCCUUGGCCAACUUCACACUGGGCCCUGUGAGCAGAACUACUGGAGGCCAAUACAGAUGCUAUGGUGCACACAACCUCUCCUCUGAGUGGUCAGCCGCCAGUGACCCCCUGGACAUCCUGAUCACAGGACAGCUUCGCUUCAGUCCUUCCCUCUCAGUGAAACCUAACUCCACAGUACACCCUGGAGACAACGUGACCCUGCUGUGUCAGUCACCAUACAAGGUGGACACUUUCAUUCUGUCCAAGGAGGGAGCAGACCACCAACCCCAGCGACUAAAAUCAAAGUCUGAAGCUCAGGAGUUCCAGGCAGAAUUCUCCAUGAGUGCUGUGACCUCUGACCUCUCAGGCACCUACAGGUGCUAUAGAUCUCAAGACUCAUCUCCCUACCUGUUGUCAUAUGCCAGUGACCCUGUGGAGCUCACGGUCUCAGAACCCAUUGGAACCUCCAGCCCACCACCCUCAAAGUCCAUGCCAACAGCUGGACUGGAAGGGUACCUGAAGGCUCUGGUCGGAGUCUCUGUGGCCUUCCUCCUGUUCCUCUUCAUCCUCAUCUUCCUCCUUCUCCGACGAAGGCAUCAGGGAAAAUUCAGGAAGGAUGCCAGGAACGAUACAGAAUUGCAACUUCCUACAGGAGCUGUAGAGCCACUAAGCAGAGACAGAGGCUCCCAGAAGAGAUCCAAUCCAGCUGCUGCCACACAGGAAGAAAUCAUUUACGCUUCAGUGGAGGACACACAGCCUGAGGAUGGUGCCAAGCUGGACAGUUGGAGACCAGCUGAGGGAGACCCCCAGGGAGAGACAUAUGCCCAGGUGAAAGGCUCCAGGGUCAGGAGGGCAGGAGCUGUCCUUCCUUAUGUCAUGUCAGGAGAAGUCCUGGACACCAAAGAUGGACAAGCAGAAGAUGACAGAGAGAUGGACACUCAGGCUGCUGAAUCCGAGGAGCCCCAGGAUGUGACCUAUGCCCAGCUGUGCACCAGAUCACUCAGACAGGGAACAGCUGCACCUCCUCCCUCCCAGGCAGGGGAAGCCCCAGAGGAGUCCACUGUAUAUGCUGCUCUGGCAGUCACUCAACCGGGUUCUGUUCCGAGUAACAAGGAGCAAUGACUCUCUGCCUGCUGGGAGACUUAACAGACACAUCCAAGGUUUUAUGUGAACUUUUGGGCACCUGACUGCAUUUUAACUAACAUGAUACAUUUUGGAAAUAAAGCAGAUUUCUCAAUAAUCACGUGAAAUGAGAAACUAAAUAGAAGGGAAUGGUUUCACACUGAGUACUAAUUUUAAUGACAUCACUCAUUAAAGCCAUGAAAUGAGAAAAUUUACAGGCUUGGUUGCACAGAUCCAUAAUACCAACC